UCAAGUGUUGAUUCAAGUCGCACUUUUGUACGUGGUAAAAUACGAAAGAACAAACGAAAUGUCUAUGACUCGUUGAUACGUUACCAACGUGCACAUCGAUUCGCAAGAAUAAUGAAACGAAGGAUUUAUCUGCGCCGCAAUGCUGCAUGGGAACGAGAUGACCCAGAAGAGACGUUCAGCGUAGACUCUGCCAGUAGCGUAUGUGGGUCGGGCAAGGAAGACUCAAUGAGUCAAGAAUCUGCCCACGGACAAGGGAACAAUAAUGAACACGUCAGUGUUCAUACUGAAGCAUCUAGCUUUACCCCUCCCAUCCAAAAUGAACCCGUCAAUCAGCAAAAUGUUGGGAAUAACCCGAACGCGGAUGGUCAACCCGACCUUGUGAUUCCCACAUUCCUAGCAAAUGUAUUACAACAGAUAGCCAAUGCACCAAUGUUUCAACCACCUCCACCACCGCCACCGCGAGUGAUAACCUACAAAACAUUAAGGGAUAACGGUGCAGAAUUAUUCCUUGGGGAUCGCAUCGGUGAACCCCAAAUUGCAUGGGACUGGAUCGAGCAGACUGCUCGAGUGUUGGAGGAUCUUAAUGUACCCAUUGGAAACUAUCCCCGACUGGCGUCUCAGCUGCUUCGCAAGGAAGCCUACGAGUGGUGGAAGAGGACUGAUGAGAGUGCAGGAACCCCUAAGCCAUGGACAUGGACACAUUUCGAAUGGGCAUUCAAACAAGAAUAUAUUCCAAAACGUUUUAGUGAAGAAAAACGUAAGGAAUUUGUUGAAUUUCAACAGGGAGACAUGACACUCCCCGAGUAUCGUCAAAAGUUUACCAGUCUUGCUAAGUUUGCACCAACCUUGGUGAGUACCCCAACCGAUCGCAUCGAGGAAUUCAGGAAGAAACUUCGACCUGACCUUAGGUCGCGUGUGUCCGUCCUAACCACCGUGGAUUUCGCGGAGGCCUAUGAUCUCAUAGCCAGGGCAGAUAGCGACUUGAGUGCUUGCAUUGAGUAUCUGAAGACAAAUAAUGUCAGUUCAAGCACUCACCGUCCCAUCAGCUCUAUCUCAAAAGGAAAAAGGCCUUUCCAGGAAUCUAGCAAUUCACACUUCUCAAAGAAGGGGAAAUCGUUGCAGACGCACUCUGUGGCGUCGGAAAACAAAUCAAAAGGGUGGAAACACCCAUUGUGCGAUACAUGUGGGAGACAUCAUCCAGGCGAGUGUUGGCUUGCCCAAGGAUUAUGUCUAGGUUGCGGCAAACCUGGACAUUUUCGAAGGGAUUGCCCCACUAAUCCUGGAAAACCAUUUCCGACAGCCCCAGUUGUCAGCCAAUCAGCAUCAGCACGACCUACGCCAAGUCAACGAUCAACGGCAAGAUCUAAUCCGGCCAAGAACCAGAGUCAGCAACAGGGACGAGCUCCUGCUCGUACUUAUGCAAUGAAGGCACGAGCUGAGGAAAACCCUGACGUCAUUCAGGCAUUGGAAACUCCAAAUAGCAUUGAAAUCCUCACGCAGGCUUUGCAAGACUACCGGUGGGUGAGGAUGCUGCUGAUCGAAGAUGGGAAGAAGAACGAUCGUUCUGUACCCUAGUGUCUCAAGCUUUGAUCGAGAUUCUUUUCAUGGGUUUUAUGCAUAGAAAAGGCACACAAAAUGUUUGACAUUAUGUUCCAAUGAACCCCCUAAUUGUUUUACCAAUAAUGGAGCAUAGCAAAUCAGGUACUAAAAUAAUCUACAGAUCUACCU
Cuscuta campestris is the source of this 1728-nucleotide messenger RNA. Lineage: Eukaryota; Viridiplantae; Streptophyta; Magnoliopsida; Solanales; Convolvulaceae. The record is from the annotation of a GenBank genome assembly.